Molecule: messenger RNA, 1741 nt
Organism: Hibiscus syriacus
Lineage: Eukaryota; Viridiplantae; Streptophyta; Magnoliopsida; Malvales; Malvaceae
Product: aspartic proteinase-like
Biological process (GO): proteolysis; lipid metabolic process
Molecular function (GO): aspartic-type endopeptidase activity
Source: RefSeq, a predicted model, not a curated record
UUCUACACCUCAUAGACUUUACCUUUCUCUUUGGUUUCUUUCGUCUAAGCGGUUAACAUGGGAACGACUUUCAAUGUGGCUGUGCAAUCGUUGUUUAUCUCUUCCCUUUUAAUUUCCGUCGUAACUGCAUCUAGUGAUGGAUUGGUUAGAAUUGGGCUGAAAAAGCUGAAAUUCGAUCCGAACAACCGGCUUGCUUCCCAGCUCGAAUCCAAGGAUCGAGAGGCUCUCAUAGCAUCUAUGAAAAUGCAUCACUUCCGUAACAAUCUUGGAGACUCUGAAGAUGUAGAUGUUGCCUUGAAAAACUACAUGGAUGCUCAGUACUACGGUGAGAUUGGUGUAGGAACUCCACCGCAAAAAUUCACUGUUAUAUUUGAUACUGGCAGUUCAAAUUUGUGGGUACCAUCAUCUAAGUGCUAUUUCUCGAUUUCAUGUUAUCUCCAUUCCAAGUACAAGGCAAGUGAGUCGAAAACAUAUAAGAAGAAUGGUAAAUCUGCUGCUAUUCACUAUGGCACUGGUGCUAUUUCUGGUUUCUUUAGUUAUGACAAUGUUCAAGUUGGUGACUUGGUUGUGAAAGAUCAGGAAUUUAUUGAGGCUACUAAGGAGCCAGGUCUUACAUUUUUGGUGGCCAAAUUUGACGGGAUAUUAGGACUUGGGUUUAAGGAGAUUUCAGUUGGGAAAGCUGUACCAGUGUGGUACAACAUGAUCAAGCAAGGUCUUAUCAAGGACCCUGUAUUUUCAUUUUGGCUUAACCGCAAUGUUGGGGAAGAAAUGGGCGGUGAAAUUGUUUUCGGUGGGGUUGAUCCAAACCAUUACAGGGGCAAACACACAUAUGUCCCUGUAACAAAAAGAGGCUACUGGCAGUUUGACAUGGGUGAUGUUCUUAUUGGUGACGAACCGACUGGAUAUUGUGCUGGAGGCUGUGCGGCAAUUGCAGAUUCUGGAACUUCUUUGCUUGCAGGUCCAACGACUGUAAUAGCCAUGAUAAACCAUGAAAUUGGUGCCACUGGAGUGGUUAGUCAGCAGUGCAAGGCCGUGGUUCAACAAUAUGGGCAAGCCAUUGUUGAUUUACUUUUAGCUGAGGCACAACCAAAGAAAAUCUGCUCACAAAUUGGAUUGUGCACUUUUGAUGGUGCUCGUGGUGUAAGCAUGGGCAUUGAGAGUGUGCUGCAAGAGAGCAACAGCAAAUCAUCUGGAGUUCAAGACAGUGCUAUGUGCCCUGCUUGUGAGAUGACAGUUGUUUGGAUGCAGAACCAAUUAAGGCAUAAUCAGACUCAAGACACCAUACUAAACUACGUCAAUCAGCUAUGUGACCAGAUGCCAAGUCCAUUGGGAGAAUCUGCCGUCGACUGCGAGAGUCUUUCGUCCAUGCCCAAAGUUUCCUUCACUAUUGGUGACAAAGUUUUCGACCUUGCCCCGGAAGAGUAUAUUCUCAAGGUGGGUGAAGGUCCCCAAGCUCAGUGCAUCAGUGGCUUUACUGCUUUGGACGUUCCUCCUCCUCGUGGGCCUCUCUGGAUUUUGGGAGAUGUUUUCAUGGGCCGCUACCACACCGUCUUCGAUUUUGGUAAACUGAGAGUCGGCUUCGCGGAGGCGGCGUAAAAAUAUCUAUGACCAUGGAUAGGGGACCCUAGAUUUUAAUCUCCAUCCAUGUCUCUGUUAUAUUUAUCUUUAUAAAGAUGUUUGGAAAUAUUAUGCAUUUGUCUCGGCCUAAAUUACGUAGAAUGGUGCUUGUGUUGCUUGUAAA